Phyllotreta striolata is the source of this 2031-nucleotide messenger RNA. Lineage: Eukaryota; Metazoa; Arthropoda; Insecta; Coleoptera; Chrysomelidae. The record is from the annotation of a GenBank genome assembly.
UACAAAUGUCACUUUGGUACAUUCUUAUCGUAUUUUUAAAAAUAUGUGUAUGAAUUGCAUGAAUUUCUCUUUAUAGAAUGCUUAGAAAUUACAUUUUUGAAUCGGUUAUUCAUAAAAUAAUGUAAAAGACUAAAUGGUUCUUGUCGAUAAACAACCUGGCUCUUCCAGGAGUGGUUUUAUUGUGUCAAAGGAACUUCCUAUCUUUUUUGUUAUGAUGAAAUUUAAUGUAAAAGUAGCCUUAAUUUUUAUGCUAUGUAUCGGAAUUUUCACCAUUCUAACGCUGUAUUCCUUUUGCGGAAGCACGGAGAAAGAAUGGAACAAAUUUUACAUUGCUAAUUCCAAAUCAAUUGAUAUUCCGGUAUCAGAAGAAAUAGACUGUGAUAUAAACGGAGAAUACAUUAUAGGUUGUCGCAAGGAAGGCGAUGAUGUCUACGUCCCUUUCUCAUUUUUGCACAGAUACUUUGAAGUUUACGGAAAAUUGGCUACUUAUGAUGGAAUUGAAAGGUUCGAGUGGACACACAGCUACGGCAAAGUCUAUCACCCCAAAGGGAAGUACGACCCUAGAGGAGUAUUCAUGUACUUCGAUAAUUACAAUGUUGAGGUACGAGAGAGGGUUAAGUGCGUCAGCGCUUCGGAAGGUGUACCGGUAUCUAUUCAAUGGGAAAGUCAAGGCUACUACUACCCCACUCAAAUAGCCCAAUUUGGACUAUCUCACUUUAGUAAAAACCUCACUGAACCCGAACCAAGGAGAAAAACCGUUGAAGAUUGCGAAAAAGAUUUAGCAAAAUGGAUUGUUCCAACGACGGCCCAAUUAGAAAGAGUCUUUGACAAAUCGUUAAACACUAGAACUCUAACUUUUUCCACAAGCGACAAUUAUAUGGACGGUAUUAAAUUAAAGAUGGAUCACGUUUUGUACUUCGUUAUGAGCCUCGACAUUCUCUUAACUAACAACAGCAGUCUCUGCAUUACCUUACAGAACCGAGAAAGCAAAGAAAUCCACUACUUACAUUACAUAACUUCCGAUAUUUGGAUUACAGCACAGGACAAUAAUAUUUACCACGGAAUAGGAACUGUCAAAGAAUGGAAUAAAAUAACCAGAGACUUAAUCGUCGAUCUCCACAAAGGUUUAGUUUACUCGGAAAAGGAUAAAUCCAAGCUGAAGAUAUCGAGAUCGAAAAUUAAAAUAGUCGAAGUAACUCUGCGAGGAUCCGGACGCUUGGAUAACUUCACUCUAAGCUCCUCCGAGCACAUUCAGCAAUUCUACGAUGCCGCCGAAUGGUUCGUUAGACACCAAAACGUAGAAACAGGUGGAUGGGCGAUCAAUGUUAAACGUAAAUUAGCUAGUGGAUUUCGUGAUUUAGAGCCAGGUUGGUAUUCAGCAAUGAGUCAGGGUCACGCGCUCUCUGUCCUCUCUAGGGCUUAUUAUCAUUCGGGUGGAGACAUUCGUUAUCUAACGGCAGCUUUAAGAGGGCUCAAGCCAUUUAGGGUUUCCAGUUCGAAGGGUGGCGUAAGGGCUACCUUUUUAAACAAAUAUUUUUGGUACGAGGAGUACCCCACGAGGCCAGCCUCGUUCGUACUAAACGGUUUUAUUUACUCAUUAUUGGGUCUGUACGAUUUAAUAACAAUCGCCCCUCCGGGUCAAGCUCAGGAAGCAGAGUUCUUGUACAAUGAAGGUAUGAUAUCGUUGAAAAAUAUGUUGACACUAUUUGAUAUGGGCAGUGUCACUUCGUAUGAUCUUAGGCACUUUACUAUCGGCAUUGAGCCGAAUUUAGCGAGGUGGGACUAUCACGCUACCCAUAUUAAUCAGUUGUUGUUAUUAAGUACCAUUGAAAAUGAACCUUUGUAUAAAAUCACGGCUGAAAGGUGGAUUGGUUACAUGAAUGGUAAACGAGCUGAUCACAAUUAAAUUAGGUUUUUUUUUGGAUGUUAAUAAUGUGCCAUGCAGUUGAAUUUUUAAAUUUUUUAUAUUGUUUUUGUUACUUAUUUAUUGAACUAGGUUUAAGAGAACAGAUAAAACUCGGUGUAAUAUUA